AUGGGACUGCUAUCCGACGCGCUGCGACCGCGGCAGCAGCAGCAACAAUUGCCAGUAUACCAACGGCCCGGAUCACCCUCAAAAGAGCGAUACUCCGACGACGACUACUACUACUCCGAUGAAGACGACAGCUCUUCGUCGUCACGGCCCAGCAACUCUGGGUACAGCUCACGCAGCGUCUCGGACACGAUUGGCAGUAGCAGCAACAGCGGCGGAGCGCUGCUCCUACCAAAGCGACCCAAAGCCAGGUCAUCCAACAGCCUAGGCUUCUUCAGCCGAUAUCGUUUCAGGUUACCGACGAAGCUGACACGAUAUGUGCUGCUCGUCGUCCUGGGCACCACUCUACUCUUUAUCUUCUCGUUGGUACGGGCCAGUCAGGUCGAAAACUGGAAAGUCGUCAACGGCAAGGUGCCGACGCGGCCGGCACCACCUCCAGUUUGGGAAAAAUUCCCCUUCUUGGAGCGUUAUUAUGGUGGAAUUAGGACACUAGUGCCUCUCAACGAGAGCGAGCCAGAGUAUCCCCGGGAGAACGAGCCCAUCCCUAUGGAACGCCCUAGUUCUGCGGAGGACGAGGAUCCCGAGAAUGAGACGAGGUCCGAAACGAACCCCAAAGGAAAAGAGACAAUCGAAAAGAAGGCAGUUCCUCCGAGCAUGGUAUGGAGCGAUUACCGCAAUCGAUCAGUGGAAGCCGACAUACAGGAGUGUUUCAUUGAUCCGGCGAAUCAGAUUCGGGUUCCCGAGCUUCGCUACUACACUGGCCGACCCCAUGGCUUUCCGAUGCAUAUUGGCGGCUCCUACGAGAUGCUCAACCUGCCAGAAGACAUGUGCUUCGAGCGAUACGGCCGCUACGGUCCCUAUGGAUUUGGCUACUCUACCCGCACGGGUGGUCUCGGCACAGGCGAGCACAGCGAAAACGAAGGCGCCGAGCUAGUCUGGGACAGCAGACUCCAAGUUGACUUCAGAGAUGUUGACUGGGCAGAGACUCAGCGCCGCUGUUUGCGGUCUAAUGCCCACAGAUUCAAGGCUUUACCGACAAGAAAGAUUGGCUCACAGGGCUUCGUCAAUGCAGUGCUAGAGUCUGACAAAAAUCAGAAACGCGGCGAAGACGAGACUGUAACGCCUCCCUUGUCCACAGAGACAAAGGCGACCGAUGACGACGACAGCAUUGCCAAGAAAGGAAGGACAGCCAUUGUAUUCCGGUGCUGGGACGAGUUCUUCUUCCGUGAAGACGACAUUGCCAACCUUAGAUCAAUGAUUAUGGAGCUCUCGCUCGGUUCUGGUGGCCGCUAUGAUGUGCACCUCCUGGUUCAGGUCAAGAACGAUGGCGCGCACCCUGUCUGGGCGGACCAAGAAGCUUAUGAGCAGCGGAUUCGCGAAACCAUCCCCAAGGAGUUCCAAGGUCUCGUUACUCUGUGGACAGAGACACAAAUGCUCUCGAUCUACCAGGGCAUUCAUGACAAGUGGACAGUUGGACCGGACCACUCCGUUCAUGGGUCCUACCGCGGCCUCGUCAUGGCUAUGCAGUACUUCGCGUACCAACACCCGGAAUAUGACCACUUUUGGCAUUGGGAAAUGGAUGUCCGCUAUACCGGGCAUUACUACGAUCUGUUGACCAAGAUCGAGUCGUGGGCCCAAGAGCAGCCGCGCAAGGGCCUGUGGGAGCGCAAUGCGCGCUUCUACAUCCCUGCUACGCACGGCUCGUGGGACGACUUCAAGCAUCUCGCACGCGUGCAGACGGAGACAGGCACGGUUUCGGCGGACAACGUCUGGGGCAACCUGCCCACACUCAACGAGGGCGAGUCGCAGCAGCGGACGCGCAAGGGCGACCGCUCCGUCUGGGGCCCGAUCCGGCCCGCCGACGAGAACGACUGGUUCGAGCACGAGGACGACCCCGUGCCGCCGACGACGUACGAGAGCGACAAGUACCAAUGGGGCGUCGGCGAGGAGGCCGACUACAUCACGCUCAACCCCGUGUUCAACCCCGAAGGCACGACAUGGGGCCUGCGCGACGACAUUACGGGCUUCAACGAGUCACACCCGCCGCCACCGCGCCGCGCGAGCAUCAUCACGACGUCGCGCAUGAGCCGUCGCUUACUGCUAUCGAUGCACCGCGCGACAACGUUCAAGAAGCAGUUUGCCUUUGCCGAGAUGUGGCCCGCGACCGUGGCGCUGCACCACGGCUACAAGGCCGUGUUCGUGCCGCACCCGCUCUUCGUCGACCGCAAGUGGCCGGUCGAGUACCUGGCGAGCACGCUCAACGCGGGCCGCAACGGGGCCGCCGGCGGCGCCCGCGCGAGCGUCUACGGCGCCCGUGAGCACAACCUCCGCGGCCUCUCGUGGUUCUACAACACGGGCUUCGCACCCAACCUCUACCGCCGCUGGCUCGGCCUCCGCGUCAACAACGACGGCGGCGAGGACUUUGAGAAGACGGAGGACAGCAGCCGCCAGGGUGACGGGGUGGGUGCCAUGCCGGGUGGUGAAGGGCGCAUGUGCCUUCCGCCCAUGCUGCUCCAUCCCAUCAAGGAAGUUGAGCUCGCGGUUGAGGCGCCCCCGGAGGAGGCCGAGGAGGCGGUUGAAUCGGACCCCACGGCGUGA
Messenger RNA from Cordyceps fumosorosea ARSEF 2679, 2595 nucleotides. RefSeq lists its product as hypothetical. Bases 1 to 2595 code for a protein of 864 amino acids. NCBI's taxonomy places the organism in Eukaryota, Fungi, Ascomycota, Sordariomycetes, Hypocreales, Cordycipitaceae. The record is from RefSeq and is a predicted model, not a curated record. The transcript has a single exon.